Striga asiatica is the source of this 597-nucleotide messenger RNA. The record is from the annotation of a GenBank genome assembly. Lineage: Eukaryota; Viridiplantae; Streptophyta; Magnoliopsida; Lamiales; Orobanchaceae.
AUGAGGGUGAUGUCGGAUAUACAGAAGUCGGUUGAAGGAGGUCUAAUCGGUCCGACUGAGAUUCCCGACAUCCGAGAUAUUUUUGAUUUGUUGCUUACUUUGACACUCAUGCGGCAUGCCAGACCGUUAAUAUCUGAUGAGAUAUAUGAAAAUACCAAUACAAAGCUCGUACGGCAACACCCCGGCUCCACACCGGUUCCUGAGCCGCGGGUCCGCAUUCCUCCUCUCGAUCUCCUUCUCGACCCGCCCGAUCUCUGCCGAGAACUCAUAAAACGCCUCGACCGCCUCAGAAUCUCCCGACCAAAUCGACCCGUGCUGCCGCUCCCCGAUAUACUCCUCGUCGGGCGAGUGGGUCGACAGCGUGUCGACCACCGCCAUGAAUUUGGUCGCCUGCAAGAGGCUCGGGAGCGAGCUAAAGAAGUACUUUUGCGGGUCACGCACGAACCCCUCGUGCUCCGGGUCGGAUUCUCCGGGCAGGAGCCGACGCACGAGGGGCGGGCGGUUUGGCACGUAGCCUCCGUAAGGGUACUGCCCGAAGUUGAGGGCCGCGUGCUGGGCGGACGCGAGCCAGACGAGGGUCGUGAGGACGGACGCUAG